Messenger RNA from Homalodisca vitripennis (glassy-winged sharpshooter), 3181 nucleotides. RefSeq names its product 1,5-anhydro-D-fructose reductase-like. The coding region runs from base 11 to 1048 and encodes 345 amino acids. Gene Ontology annotation, molecular function: oxidoreductase activity. The transcript is spliced from 6 exons. The record is from RefSeq and is a predicted model, not a curated record. Lineage: Eukaryota; Metazoa; Arthropoda; Insecta; Hemiptera; Cicadellidae.
AUACCGCGGAAUGUUGACAGUUUGUACAUAUCCAGUUUUCAGUCACAUCAGUCAGACUCAGACAACUAUUAUGGCGAAGUUGACUGCCAAGUCAGUGCUCAGGUCAGCCUCGGGCAUGGAAAUGCCAAUUUUGGGUUUAGGAACGUGGCAAAGUGUGGACGCGGACCUGGAGAAGGCUAUAAACACAGCACUUCAGGUCGGAUAUCGCCUCAUUGACACAGCUUUCGUCUACAACAACGAGGAGGCUAUCGGCCGAGUGCUGAGUGAAUGGCUGCGGUCUGGCAAGAUUAGUCGCAAAGACAUUUUUAUCACUACCAAGCUCCCUAUUCAAGGUAAUAACCCUAAGUUUGUACGGGAAUAUUUACUGAAACAAUUGAAAGCGCUCCAGCUGGACUACGUAGACCUAUACUUGAUACACCAUCCUGUAGGAAUCAUGCCUGAGCAAGUAGUAAAACACGAAGGCAGCACAGUGGACAAUACAGGGUUGAAACUGGACAUGACAACUGAUCACGUGGCUUUAUGGAAGGAAAUGGAAAAACAGGUGGACGAUGGACUAACUAAAGCUAUUGGUCUAUCCAACUUUAACGUCAAACAGAUAGAGCGUAUUCUUAAAGUGGCUCGCAUACCUCCAGCAAACUUGCAGAUAGAGCUGUACCUCUACAAUCAGGGGAAGGCAGAGCAGCAAUUAUGUAAGAAGAAAGGUAUCACAAUAACUUCGUACUGCACACUUGGCUCACUUGGAGCUCCCAGUGGCUUAUUUUGUGGAGCGAACUUAAAUCCUCUGCAGGAUCCGGUAGUCUGCCGCAUAGCCAAGGCUCACAAUAAAUCGGCAAGUCAAGUUCUACUGAGACAUGUCCUACAGUUAGGCAUCGCUAUCAUCCCUAAAAGUUCCAACCCAAAAAGAAUUUCUGAGAAUUUUCAGGUGUUUGAUUUCGAACUGAGUGCUACUGAGAUGGAGGAGCUAAACAAUCUUGAUGAAGAAGAGGAAGGCCGUCGAUUCCAUAUCGAGGCCUUAAAGCCUCAUCCUGAAUAUCCUUAUCCCGAAUAAAAUGUUCAAUCAUUUGAAUAUUUUACAUGAAAUGAAAGUAUAUACGCAGCGUUAUAUUUAUAUAGUUACUAUAUUCAUAAACACUGAAUCACCUUGAUUCAUACAAAGCAAUAUUAAUUGCAUUUUGUAAGUUUUCCAUCAUUCACAAUAUCACUGCAUUUCAUCUUAUUACGAAAAACUAAUAUGCGUCAACUAAUAUAAUUUAUUGAAAAACUAUUAUUUUGUAAAAUAAAUAAAGUUUCUAUAACGAAAGCGCUUUGUAACAAUAUUAAUUAAAAACUAAAUAAACGUUUAAUUAUUUAACCAUUAAAGUACAGCAACUUUAACGACUAUAAUUAACUUAACGUUUACAUAGCUUAAAAUGCAUAACGUUUUUAAAAUUGUCGCUACAAUAAUAUAAUCUACACUUAAUAAGAGGUAAAGUAGUGGGCAAAUAUAAAAGUAAAAGAAGGGUAAACACUAUUUAGAUAUCAUAAAUAUCGUUUCCUAUUAAACGUGGUUGAAAGGAAAAGCUCUUCAAUCCAAAGACAUAAUUUAGAAUUUUAAUUACUCGUAUCAUAUACAAUGGAUGCAAUAUAAAUUUAUGAAAAUAUGCUGUCAAUUUAAUUUAAAAAAAUCAACUUAUGUUAACAUUUGUAAAUAGUGAGAUAGGUCUUGUAUACUUGAACUUGGAUAAAGAUAGUUGACUAAAACUGUCAAUGAGAGUGUACGAAUAUAUAUCCGGUGUAUUAGUAUAAAAAAAUGUAAACAACGUAAUUUUCACAGCAAUUGUCCUAAAAAACUGUUUUACAGGUAUAUAAUUAUACAAAUACCACAGAUAUAUUUGUUGCGAGUGAACUGAAAAUGUUCUUUUCCUGGUUGUUGUGCAGGAUUUAGGUUGAGAAUAAGAAUUAAAGUCAUUAAAAACCUUAUAAUGCAACAUUAGUUGUUUAAGUUUAUUUAACUAACCAUAUUGCUUUAAACCAAAUAAUGAAUGUACAGUAUUGUUUUGCAGGUUUAAUUUACAAAUAUAAUCUGUCUGAAUCUGGUUAAAACAUAUUGUCUUCCACUAACUUAAGUGCAAAGAUUUAAAAUAAAAACAAUUAUCACGUGGCAGUCAUGCGUCACUGGUAUCUUCUGUAAGUCUGAUAACAGAUAACUGAUAGUGAUUGAUACUAUUUGUAAUUUAUCACAAAAAACUUGGCACUGUUGAAAUAUGUAAUAUUUCGAUCGAUAUUUUCAAUUUUAUUAAUACAUCUGUGUUAAGUUUGCUCUUUCACUUUCCGUUAGAGUAGAGGAUAUAAUUUGAUUUAUGUCAGUGGUAUGCUGGAAAUUUAAAAUUUGGUAAAACUUUUUCUUAAAAGGUGAAAUAGCAUGAAAAUAUUUGAAAGCUGGACGGCUUUUUUUUAUUAACAACAAAUAACUCACAAUAUUUGUCCAGUGCAAUCAUUUCUCCCAAUGUCUGUACCAGCUAAACCAGAUAUCGUAGCUCAAAUCCGAAUGAAGAAAAAACUUUAAUUUUAAAUUUCCUACAAGAAAGGACCUUUCGUUUUAUCUCUAACGGUUAAGACUUUCGUAUAUCCUAAUGUUGCUAAGAAACCACUUAAUGUUUCUACAAACUCCGGUGAUUAAUUUAUAAAUUACCCAUCAUUGGGCUGAGCUUACAGUUAUGACCAUGAGAUUUGGAAAUCUAAUCUCCGAAUCCAAACAAUACCUAAUUCUUCAUAUAAUUCUUAUCCCCUAAUUUACCAAUACCCAUCUCUAGAGUCUGGGGUAUAUAUAGGCUAAAUAUAUACGCAUACAAAUGAAAGUGAAAAAUAUUUUAUCUUAAUUAUUAAUAGUUGACAUAGAAAGUCAAUUAACACUUACUUUCCAUCAAAAGUUUUUAGUUAUUUAUAUUUAAAACUAUGCUUAUUGUACAUAUCGAUACAUAAUUUGGUUAUGAUUUUUAUGUUUAACUUUUAUUACUUUCAUAUUUAUUUUUUUGGUAAAUUAAUUUUGAGCAUCAUUAUUUAACUUUUAACGAAGGAUAUUUUUUUACAAAGCACGUUUUGCUGCUUGCAGGGAAGCAAUAUCAUAUAUUGAGGCAGUAGAUUGUGAAGUCUGAUUGGAUGUAAAAUAAACUAAUCAAAUACACGGCGCUUCCACCUGUGA